UAUUUUGCAGAUGCGGAAAUGCAAUGGCGGAGAAAAUGAAGCCCGGUGGAAGCGCUCCUCCUAAUGAGUCCGGUAAAAGCACCAGCUGUACGGACUGCGUGUGUGUGAUUCUGAAGCUGCUGGCGGACUUCGAGGAAGAGCUGAAAUUAGGUGAUGCUGCGCUGAAACUUGAGGUCAACAUCGACGCGGUGGAUUUGCCAUCAUCCUCAGCUGCUCAUGUUUACAGCUGCCUGCAGCAGCACAUCGCCAAAUUACAGGCCGUUUCAGAAAGCCUCAAGACACUGGUGGAUGCUGGAAACCAGUCCUCAUCCGUAAAGGACAACACAUCGGGAGGACACCAGGACGAUGCUGCCGUUUCAGCUUUACUCAAAGAGCAGGCACCCACGCCGUCUGAGCACUGUCCCACCACCUCUAGCAGAGGCAUCUCUGAGGCUGAAGAGAGCAAGUCGCAGCCUGAUGACCUCAUUGUGCAAAUCAGAGCCGGGAAGUCAGAGAUUGACCGAAGAAUAUCUGCAUUUAUGGAGCGCAAGCAGAUGGAGAUCAAUGAAAACAAUGUGCGGGAGUUUUGCAACGUGAUCGACUGCAAUCAGGAAAACAGCUGUGCCAGAACAGAUGCAGUGUUCACUCCUUACCCAGGAUUUAAAAGUCAUGUGAAAGUUACCCGGGUGGUAAACACUUACGGGCCACAGACCCGAGGUGGAGGAGGCCAGGGAGAGGCUGGCGAGCAGCAGAGGGGUUCGGUGGCCAGGGAGUGUGGAAAUCCAGUCAUAGAGGAACGUCUUCACAACAUCGAGACUCACUUAAACCUCUCAACUGCAGGUCCGGUCCCACUGAGUGUUUACCAGAGGCUGAAAAAGCUGGAAGAUCGCAUCCUGGAGUUGGAGGGACUUUCGCCAGAAUAUUUUCAGUCCACAAAUUAUCUGCACAAGCGACCAAAGGCAUCCGCUAAUCAGGCCUGCAGUCUGACAGAGCUGGAUGGGAAGAUCAGCGCAGUGAAAGCAGCCCUGCUGAAGAGGGUGAACGAAUUCGGGCCCGGAUAUGGAACAGAGUGUCCGCUCUAACCGCACUCAAACACACUACAUCCGCUGCUGUUGUCCAAACACAACAUUGCUUCCUUUUUCAAUCCCCGUACUGUUCGUUAGCACCCAUUCCUCUGCGUUUGUCUUUGUAGUUCAGUGAAAUAUGAUUGCUUUGUAAAUAAAAGUAUUUUUUCUUUCCUUAAA
Molecule: messenger RNA, 1223 nt
Organism: Myripristis murdjan (pinecone soldierfish)
Lineage: Eukaryota; Metazoa; Chordata; Actinopteri; Holocentriformes; Holocentridae
Gene: mbip
Product: MAP3K12 binding inhibitory protein 1
Exons: 9
Coding region: 24-1061 (345 amino acids)
Source: RefSeq, a predicted model, not a curated record